Lolium rigidum is the source of this 1579-nucleotide messenger RNA. RefSeq lists its product as uncharacterized. The record is from RefSeq and is a predicted model, not a curated record. Bases 46 to 1269 code for a protein of 407 amino acids. Lineage: Eukaryota; Viridiplantae; Streptophyta; Magnoliopsida; Poales; Poaceae. The transcript is spliced from 3 exons.
ACCCUCCGCCCCACUCCACCCUCCGCCUCCAGUGCGCUCGCAGCGAUGUCAUGGCUCGCACGCUCCAUCGCGGCGACCCUCUCCUCCGCCCCCUCCGAUGACGACGACGACGACCACUCCGAGGCAAACUCCGGCGACAAGACCCCGGAUCACGCCGCCGGCGCUGACGCCGAGGAGGACGAGCAGCCGGACACCCCCAGCCGUGGAGUCAAGGGAGACAUCUCCGAGCUGACGGAGUCCCUCACCCGCCGCUUCUGGGGCGUCGCCACCUUCCUCGCUCCGCCUCCGGCCGAGGCCGAGGCGGCGGAAGCGGAGGCGGAGGAUGAGGCUCAGUCCCCGCGGGUUGCCGGGAUCCGCAGCGACCUCGCGGAGAUCGGGGGCAGGGUCAGGAGCGGCAUCUCCAUGCUCUCGAACGCCAACGCCGUGGCGGAGAUCUCCAAGAUCGCGUCGUCGUUCCUGCCUUUCGUGCCCGAGGAAGAGGAGGAGGAGGUCGAGGCGGUGGGUGUGACGGAGGAGGUGGUGGUGUUCGUCAGGCACAUCUCCACGCAUCCCGAGACGUGGCGCGAUUUCCCCCUGUUCGUCGACGACGACCGGCACGCCGAUGAUUUUGAACUGUCAGAUACACAAUAUGAACAUGCAUUGGCUAUUGAGCGUAUCGUACCAAGCUUGUCAUAUCUCAGGACUGAGCUUUGUUCUAGUAAUAUGAGCGAAGCAUGUUUCUGGAAGAUCUACUUUGUGCUUCUUCACUCAAAACUCCGCAAGCAAGAUGCUGAACUUCUCUCAACUACACAAAUCCUGGAAGCAAGAGAAGAGUUGUUGCAAAGCUCCCCGAGGAUGAAAAAGCUAGGAUCCCAGGGGCCUGGGGGCUCAUCAGAAAACAAGGAUACUCCAUCUACCCAAGCUGAAGAUACAGAGUUGUCAGCGUCAAGCAUCCAAUACAAGAGUGGGUUGUCUGAAGCAACAACGUUCCAAGAACCAACUCCUGACCCUUUGCCAGGUGUUGAGGCCAUCAAACAUCCUAUUUCAACCAGCGAGUUGGACAUAGUUGACAAGUCUGUAAUUGAAGAAGUGCUGGUGGUGAAAAAUGAGAUGAAUAUAUCUGAGAAGCCUAAGCUUUAUACCCCAGAGGAUGACGACGAUAAAGAAGUGGAGGAGUGGCUAGAGGAUAUGGACCAUGUGUCCAGCAAAUCAGGCAACAUCACUUCUGCUGGGCAUGAUGAAGAUGAGGAUGUGUCAUUCAGCGAUCUGGAGGAUGACGAUGAUGGUUAAGGGAUGGCUGGUAAUGAAGGAUGCCCACAGUCAGCUCGUGGCCUUGUGUCAAUUACAUAGGCUGUGGCAUCAAGAGAAAAACUCAGCUGUCAAGGAUCAUAGCUUGCAUAGAUAUUACAGCUUGAACAGCGUGGUAGUAUAAUCACGGCAGGUUAUAUCUUUGGGUUUUUUUUUUCUUGAUUCUAGUUGUACAAUUUACUUAUGUGUCGUAAUUGUCUGUACAUAGAAACCAGUACCUGACGCUGGUGUGUAACUACCACUGCUGCUCUGCGCCGACGCUGUGAUUCUGAAUGUAGAUACCACAGUACAA